AUGAAUUAUAUUCGUAACAUCCUCAAAGACAACAAUCUCUUCACUUUUCCAUUCCAGUCGCAAGUACAUCGAAAAGCUCCGCUCAUCGUCUCCUACCCAUCGAGCGAGAAGCUCCUUUCAGCAUACGGAGGAAGGACCGGAGGAAAACGGAAAAGAAAAGCCAGCAAGAUUACCGGCCGCGACGGGGCUUGCGGCAAGUAUUGCGGGACUGCUCCAUCAUCCGCCAAGAUUUCCUUUACCAACUUCCGCCAGUCAUUCACCAGCAAUGUUAACUACUUGAAACGAAGGUUCUCAUCGGGGGACCUAAGCUCGGAGGUGGACGAUGAGUCGUCCUCGAACACGGGGCUGGCCUCCGUGGGCAGGCAGGACUCGGCCCAAACUUACCAGGGAGUGCCUGAGCGUCCGCUCCAGUCGCAGCCACAGCCGAUGGCGGCACCGAGUCAUCCGGUGCCUGGUGCCCCACCACCGGGCAGCGACCUCAGCUUGAUCCUGCGCCCGGGCUCCAAGACGACCAGCGCUCCGUCCUCGCCAGCCAAGACACGCGAGAGUCUCCUCCAGAGGGUGCAGAGUCUCACCGGAGCCGCGCGUGAUCAGGGCGCCUCGAUCCUGGGAGCCGCGGUGUCGGGAGCUACGCGUGGCCAGGGUUUCGGUAGUAAGGACCGGUUCUUCACCCUCCUGGUAAUCGACGACCAGAACACCGACUGGAGCAAGUACUUCCGCUGCCGGAGGAUCCAUGGUGACUAUGAGGUGCGCGUGGAGCAGGCCGAGUUCCGCCAGCUGUCACUGACGGCAAACGAGGCCGGCACCAUCGUUUCUAUGGCCGUAUAUCGCAACGGGACCAAGGUUAUCAGGUCCUUCAAGCCGGACUUCGUGCUCAUCCGGCAGAAUUUGCGGGACGCGAACGAGGACUACAAGAAUCUGCUCCUCGGCUUCAUGUACGGCGGCAUACCCAGCGUCAACAGUCUCCAGGCGAUUUACAACUUCCAGGACAAGCCCUGGGUUUUCGCUCAUCUCCUCGAUAUGCAGCGUCGCCUCGGCAAAAAUGGUUUCCAGAUGAUCGAGCAGACCUACUAUCCCGACCAUCGCGAGAUGGUAAGCGCACCGGGAUAUCCACUGAUAGUAAAACUGGGACACGCGCAUAGUGGUGUUGGUAAGGCUAGAGCCAACAACAACCAGGAAUUCCUCGAUUUAGCAUCGUUAGUAGCUGUGACCAACCAUUAUUGCACCGCCGAGCCGUACAUACAUACCAAAUGUGAUCUACACGUGCAGAAGAUUGGGAAUAAUUACAGGGCCUUCAAACGCAAAAGUAUCACGGGCAACUGGAAGUCUAACACGGGUUCGGCGAUGCUCGAGCAGAUGUCCAUAUCGAAGAAGCAUCGCUCCUGGAUCGAUCAAAUAUCCCAGCUUUUCGGUGGCCUGGACAUCUGCGCCAUCGAGCUGCUGGUCAGCCAGAACAAUAAAGAGUACAUCAUCGAAGUUAACGAUAGCGCCCUCUCACUCAUGGGCGAUACCCAGGAGGAGGAUCGUCGCCACAUUGCCGAUUUGGUAACCUCGAAGAUGCAGACUCACUGUCGACCAGCGGGUUCUACGAGCUCGGUGUCGAGCUCCUUGGACGUGACGAGCCCUUCCGAGGAGAAAACCAAUAGCGGGUUCGGGUUGGCCGGCAGCAUCGUCGGGGCUCCUCCCGUACCAGGCUCCUACGGCAGCAGCAGCUCCCUCACGAGCGGCGUCGGCUCCACUAGCUCGACCACGGCCGAGGCCAUCUGCGGCACCGCCGAUCACCAGCAGAUCCAGCGCCGUGACUCCUUACUGUCCCAGUCGAGCACGACGAGCAGCAACGCGGCGUCGGUCGGCUGGCGCCAGGAGGAGCCGCCCCCGGUGCCGCCGACCUCGCGGUUGCCGUUCCAACGGCAGGGCAGCCAAUCCCACACGGGCAGCGAGGACAGCGAGGACACCAUGAAGAACCUGCGGAAGACCUUCGCCGGCAUUUUCGGUGACAUGUAAGCCAACCGGCUUACCAACUUUCCCGCUUGAGACGAUGUGGCGGAUUUUCUUUUGUCGUUCGUCGUUCGUGCGCGCGUUUCCCACUAUUUCACUCACGAUAAACGAAAGGCUAUGAGACUGAUGUAGGCUCAGACAUUUCUACGUACCGAGACUAAGGAAAUAGAGCAAAAAGUAGAUUUAAAGACUCAGUGGGAGAACGCGCCCUCGGGAUCUCCUUCUCUCCACCUCGCCUAGCCCCAUCCCCUUACACCCCCGCCGUCGCCCCGUCGCCCCAUCGCCACCGCUAUCCACCCACACUACCACCGUUUACUAUAUCGCUCUAUCUCUAUUUGACUAUCAGCAACUUUCGCAUAGUCCUCGAGGUAGCCUAACUUUUUCAAAGCUGGGUUUUCUUCGGGCUUUGCCGAAGCUCGCUUAACGGCGGGAGGGGGAUUGGGAUUAGUUUUAUUACAUUUGCCAAUUUGACGGAAUCGGCUAAUGUAAUUAUAAGGCUUCGUUAAUUAGGCUUAUCGCGCGACAAAAGAAACUCACGUGUCUGCUCUCGGUAUCUUAUUAAUCGUUAUGAUGCACUAUUUCCUUAUUAUCUCUAAUAAGAAAGAAAAGAUGAAAUAAUAAAAAUGUAAAGAUGGAGCGUUUUUCCUUUUUGAUUCGACGGGUACUUUAACGAAUAGGGAUAAAUUAAAGUUCCUUUGGAUAACUGAGAGAAAUUGAAA
Messenger RNA from Ceratosolen solmsi marchali, 2717 nucleotides. RefSeq names its product synapsin (gene Syn). Lineage: Eukaryota; Metazoa; Arthropoda; Insecta; Hymenoptera; Agaonidae. Bases 1 to 2004 code for a protein of 667 amino acids. Gene Ontology annotation, cellular component: synaptic vesicle; synaptic vesicle membrane. The record is from RefSeq and is a predicted model, not a curated record. Gene Ontology annotation, molecular function: metal ion binding; ATP binding. Gene Ontology annotation, biological process: neurotransmitter secretion. The transcript has 11 exons.